Messenger RNA from Saccostrea echinata, 2246 nucleotides. RefSeq lists its product as uncharacterized. The coding region runs from base 1 to 2235 and encodes 744 amino acids. The record is from RefSeq and is a predicted model, not a curated record. NCBI's taxonomy places the organism in Eukaryota, Metazoa, Mollusca, Bivalvia, Ostreida, Ostreidae. The transcript has 17 exons.
AUGUCUACAAAAUUCUUUAUCAUAUUUCAAUUCUUCAUCCAAAUAGCAGUUUUACAAAAACCAUUUUCCCUUAAAACUGACGACAAUGGGAAUUACUUUCUGUACGUCGAUGGGAACUUGUGGCUGGGAAGUGCACCGACGUUUUUCCGAGACAGCGGUCAGCUUUUCUCUGCAGGAGAUGGUUCGCUCAAGCUAUUCUAUACUGGGAACGAGGUAGGAGUCGACAAACUGGGGAAUUUUUCUACCAGAGAUUAUCUGUACCGGGCUGGAAAGAAGGAAAUGUUCGUAUCUAUUAGACAUUACGACGACCCAAAUUUCCUUGUUUUUGUGCAGAAUUACACAGAUGGAGGAAAUGGUACAAAAGCAGAAUCUUUUGAUGAAAUUAUUUCUGGAUUUCCGGGAUUCCGAAUUGAGGACGGUGUUGUUGACAGAGGUUACUUGUCAUUUGGUGGAUAUAUGUUAGGAGAUACAAAUAAAAUCAUCGGAAAAUGGGGAAAUAAGACGAAGGAAAUUAGGGAUGGUCUUACUGGAGGACCACUUGUUAUUUUUGAUAAGGAGGCUAACACUUUGAUUAUCUCCCCUUUAACUGAAUUUAUGGUAGCCUCGAACUGGCACGACAAGGAAGUCGGCGGAAACAUCUACUGGGGCAUUAUGGGAGGUGUAGACACAGUUCCACACCAUUAUACCUACUUGACAAUAGUGUAUUACGCUAAAGGAAUAAAUAAGGCCUUCGACGGAUGGGGUAAAGCUUUGAAAAAAAUGUAUGGCAGUAAGGAGAACUCCUUGGCACAAGAUCUUACCCUUCAUAGAGCCGGAUAUUGGACAGACAACGGAGCAUAUUACUAUUACAAGACAGAGCCAAUGAAGACUUAUGAAGAAACAAUGAUGAAUCUAAUAAAUAAGACAGUAAAUACCUUCAAUUAUUUCCAGUUUGACUCUUGGUGGUAUUACAAAGGAUUGUCAGGUGGUGUUAAGUUAUGGGAACCACGCCCUGACGUCUUUCCUCACGGAUUUGGAUAUUUCUACAACCACACAUAUUCCUUAUUAGCUCUUCAUAAUCGAUACUGGUCUAAAGACACAACUUAUGCUAAACAGAAUGGUGGUCACUACGAUUUUAUUGUUGAGAAGUCGGGUGCUUUGCCUAUAGACCAGAAAUUCUGGAACGAUCUUUUGAAUAAGACUUUAACGUGGGGACUUGUAAUGUAUGAACAGGAUUGGUUAAACGUUCAGUUUAACAGAAUAACCGCCCUGAAGACGAACCUGACCUUGGGAGAGAUGUGGCUUACACAGAUGAACAUAGCAGCAAAGGCUAAUAAUGUCGUCAUCCAGUACUGCAUGGCAAACCCCCGACAUGCUUUACAAUCUCUCACCCUCUCACAAGUCACUCAAGCACGUGCAAGUGAUGACUAUUCACCUGGAGGUGAACAAUGGCGGAUUGGUGUUUCCUCACUUUUUGCUCACGCCCUUGGGAUAGCACCAUCAAAAGAUACAUUUUGGACUACAGAAACACAGCCAGGAAAUAGAUACAAAAAGUCGGAGCCCUACACACGCCUGAAUGCUCUGGUGGCUACACUUUCCACUGGUCCUUUUGGUCCAAGUGAUAUGUCAGGUCACAUGGAUUUUGAUCUGAUUAAUAAGACAUGUAUAUAUUAUGGUCAACUGAUGCAACCAACGAAGCCAGCUACUGCUAUGGAUGUUCAAUUCAUAAAGGAAGCAUUUGAAUCGACAAAAAUUGAAGUCUGGUCGACUUACAGUGUUAACAUGUUAAACGACACAGCCUUGCAUUGGGGAACGAUACUGGCAGUAGAUACAGUCGGGGAUGUUGCACUGGAAUACAGUGAUAUGGAAUUUCUGGUUCCAGGAGUGUCAUAUGCUGUCUAUAAUUAUAAUGAUCCAUCGUCAAUUCGAGAAUUUAAAGAAUCAGAAAAGUUAGUUCUUCCAAAUAAUUGUACCAAGACUGAUUUUUGCCUUUACCAUUUUGUUCCAAAAAUGAAUCAUGGUGAUAAUGAGAUCUAUCUCUUAGGAGAUAUAAGUAAAUGGGUACCAGCAUCAAGUGGUAGGAUCAGAUCCAUCGUAUAUCAAGAGGCGGAUCUACUAAUAAACUUGUGGGGAGCGGCGGCGGAGGAAAUCACGAUUCAAUAUAUGCUGAAUGGAGAACUAAAAUCUGGAACCUGUCCAAUUAAAACUACAGGAUUUAACUGUAUUUCUAUGUUGACUGGCAAAUGCGUUUAUUGAAGUUGAAAAUA